This is a messenger RNA of Entrophospora sp. SA101, 738 nucleotides long. NCBI's taxonomy places the organism in Eukaryota, Fungi, Glomeromycota, Glomeromycetes, Entrophosporales, Entrophosporaceae. The record is from the annotation of a GenBank genome assembly.
AUGUGGAAGUUGGAGACAAGUGGUAGAGUGGUUGAAGAGGAACUAUAUAAACUUAGCCGUGGUCUGGAAUUUGAACAUGGAGUCCACUCAUUUAUUGUGGAUGUGGAUGAUGAGUUAAUAAAACAGCAUUUUAGUGAAGCUGAACGUCUAGAAACGGAGAAUGAAUGUAAAACGCUAAAGGAGAUACGUAAGACAAUUAUUGAACCAGAUGAAAGGUUUGAUAUGAAAUAUGAUCAAGAUGCUUACCAUGAUCUAGAUUACAUUAGAUUUGCGUUAUGCGCGCUAGUUAGGGAAAUUGAGUAUGGAGGAUUAAAAGGCCAGUAUUUGGAGGCAUGGUACAACUGUCAUGUGUGGGAUGUCAUCAUUGAUCAAGGUUUUUCAGGUUUGAAGGAGACAUCUGUUAUUCGAGGUGAAAGCACUAGCACCGCGAAUGCUGAGCGGAAGAAUGCGCAUAGGACGGAUACGAACACUUGGAGAAAGUUCGGGCACCGAGGCGAUUGGAUCUUGAGACGAAUUGGAAAUGGUGAGCGUGAUGAAUAUGGUAUUGGCGAAGCGGGAAAGUUGUGGUUUGAUGAUCAUGGGAUGAAAUUCCUGAAGGAAACAUGUGUUAAAUCACCAAAAUGUUUAAAGGAUAUGUUGUUAAAGCUCAUGAAAAAAGUAGACUGGGAUAAAGAAUUGUGCAAGAAACUACAAACAGUUGGAAUCACCCAUGCAGACAAGCAAUUUUCUGUAUUAUAA